AUGUCUCUAUUACGUCAGCAGGGUUACCUUGUACAGUGCAGCAGCUGAAGCUAAGCCCCAGUUCUGCGAUAACGAGGAACCCGAGCAGCGAAAUCGGUCCAAUCCCCGGGAAAAUCACGCAAGCUGCCAAAAUCUCUCGUCCGUUUCGCCCGCGCCGCCCGAAAGGCGGCAGCUGACGCUCCAAAGCCACCACCAGCCGGCGGCCCCCGCUACAAAAACAGGGGGGCUUGCUGCGCGAGUAGCUGCUGAGCCAGCUUCGAGGAGCGAGGGAGAGAGGAUAGCCAUGUCGGCGGCGGUGGAGGGGGUGAGGCACCGGACGGUGGAGGCGAACGGGGUGCGGCUGCACGUGGCGGAGGCGGGGCCCGAGGCCGGCGCCGCGGUGCUGCUCGUGCACGGCUUCCCGGACCUCUGGUACGGGUGGCGCCACCAGAUGGCCGCUCUGGCGGCGCGAGGCUACCGCGCCGUGGCGCCCGACCUCCGAGGCUACGGCGACUCCGGCGCGCCGCCCGACGCGUCCAGCUACACCACCUUCCACGUCGUUGGGGACCUCGUCGCCCUCAUCGCCGACCUCGGCCAGCCCCAGGUGUUCGUGGUGGGGCACGACUGGGGCGCGAUCGUGGCGUGGCAGCUGUGCCUGCUCCGGCCGGACCUGGUGCGGGCGCUCGUAAACCUCAGCGUGGUGUACCACCCGCGGCGGCCCGAGAGGAGCCCGCUCCAGACCAUCAGAGCCGCGUGCGGCGACGACCACUACGUGUGCCGCUUCCAGGAACCUGGACUGGCUGAAGCUGAGUUCGCUAGAUAUGACAUGAAGUAUCAGUUUAAGAAAAUUUUUGGAAUGCGCGAGCCAACUCCUCUGAUUCUAUCCAAGGACACGUACUUCUUUGAAUCUCUUGACUCAGACGGCUCUUGCCCUGCAUGGCUGUCAGAGGAAGAUAUUUCCUACUAUGCGGACAAAUUUGAGAAGACAGGUUUCACAGGAGGAUUUAACUACUACAGAUGCAUGGACCUGAACUGGGAGCUCUCUGCACCAUGGACUGGAGCUCCAAUAAAAGUUCCGACGAAAUUCAUAGUUGGGGAUCUGGAUCUUUUAUACAACACACCGGGGGAACAAGACUACAUCCACAAGGGUGGCUUCAAGGCAAGCGUGCCCAAUCUGGAGGACGUGGUUGUCAUGGAGGGAGUGAGCCACUUCAUCAACCAGGAGAAACCUAACGAGGUCUCCGAUCACAUCUGCAAGUUCUUUAGCAAGUUCUGAUAUAUAUGUAAGCAAAAUCUUAAGGAGCCUAUGUGCUUCCGAGCUAUUUAUAUGUCGAAUAGGGCUGCGAGUGUCACCGUACUAAUAUGAUCUAAAUAAAGUUAUCAUCUAUCUUUCA
Messenger RNA from Phragmites australis (common reed), 1373 nucleotides. RefSeq lists its product as uncharacterized. The record is from RefSeq and is a predicted model, not a curated record. The coding region runs from base 284 to 1255 and encodes 323 amino acids. Lineage: Eukaryota; Viridiplantae; Streptophyta; Magnoliopsida; Poales; Poaceae. Gene Ontology annotation, molecular function: hydrolase activity. The transcript has 4 exons.